AUGGAAGUAAAAGGAAGCAGCAACAGCAACAACAGCGCCGUGUUAAUAAGCCACAGCGAGGAGGAAGAGAUGAUGGAUCUCCGAAGAGGGCCAUGGACGGUGGAUGAAGACCUCACACUCAUCAAUUACAUUGCCACUCAUGGCGAAGGUCGCUGGAAUUCCCUUGCUCGUUCUGCCGGACUCAAACGAACUGGGAAGAGUUGUAGGUUGAGGUGGCUCAACUAUCUUCGUCCUGAUGUUCGUCGUGGUAACAUCACACUUGAGGAACAACUUCUCAUCCUUGAACUCCACACUCGUUGGGGAAACAGGUGGUCUAAAAUUGCACAAUAUUUGCCUGGAAGAACUGACAACGAGAUCAAGAAUUAUUGGAGAACUCGUGUUCAAAAACAUGCCAAACAACUCAAAUGUGACGUGAAUAGCAAGCAAUUUAAGGACGCCAUGCGCUACCUUUGGAUGCCACGGCUGGUUGAACGCAUUCAAGCAGCCGCGGCCGCCUCCACCACCACAACUACAGUCGUAGCGCCAACCAACACCAGUAUUAAUAAUAAUAAUAAUAAUGCAUACACUUACAACAACAACAACCUCAAUAACAAUUUUGAGGUUCACAAUGGGAAAAUGAUGCUAACUACUACUCCUCCUCCUUCGGUUAUGGCCAAUAAUGAUUUUGUGGGUUCACAAAUUACCACACAAAGUUACAACACUCCGGAGAAUAGUAGCACAGCAGCAUCAUCAGACUCGUUUGGGACUCCAAUCUCGGAUUUUAAUGAUUAUUAUAAUAGUAACAACAUUAAUAAUCUAGGAGAUAAUAAUUUCUACCAAGCUUCUCAAACAUUGUUCUCUCAUGAACAAGGAAUGGAUCUUCAAAGCAUGAUGAUGGUGGAGUCAAACACACCCUGGAUGCAAAGUGGGGAUACAUCGGACAAUUUUUGGAAUGUUGAGAACAUGUUGUUUUUGGAGCAACAACUCAUGAAUGACAACAUGUGAAAAACAUCAUAGGAAUUGAACAAGAUUAUUAUGGGCCUGGGGAAAUUUUAUUUUAUUUUAUUUAUUUCAAGAAAAAGACAAGAAAACAAGGGCUGCUAGCUGUUGUGGAAUAUAGAGUCGGAGAGAUGAAAAGUUUAGAAGUUAGAAAUAAAAUAAAUUCAUCAUAUACACAUAGAAUCUAUGAUAGACAGUAGAGAUUUUAUUUAAAUUG
Messenger RNA from Arachis ipaensis, 1195 nucleotides. RefSeq names its product transcription factor MYB108-like. Gene Ontology annotation, biological process: regulation of DNA-templated transcription. The record is from RefSeq and is a predicted model, not a curated record. NCBI's taxonomy places the organism in Eukaryota, Viridiplantae, Streptophyta, Magnoliopsida, Fabales, Fabaceae. Gene Ontology annotation, molecular function: sequence-specific DNA binding; DNA-binding transcription factor activity. Gene Ontology annotation, cellular component: nucleus.